CUAUUGUGUUAGAGUUGGAUUCGAACUCAAGACGGCUUGGUUUUCUGCAUCGAUCCCUCUUUCACGCGAGCUCAUUCAUUUACUUUGGGUUUAGGGUUUCGAUAGAUAGGCAAGUGGCCACGACAUUCCGAGAGCGUCACCGAACCAGUUGUCACCUAUAUAGGGAAACGUUAGGCUUCUGUCGCAUUCUCUGUGGAUGCCAAACAAAAAAAUCAGGUUUAAAGACUUUAAAAACAAUGGCGGGAUUUCCAGGUUUUAGUUACCUUGGUCCAAAAAGCAAGAACACAGUUGUAGCGGGUGGAUUAACGGCUUUUGUUUUUGGGGUAUACUUCUACACAAUGAGGGCUGUUGGUGGCACGGACGAACUUCAGGUGGCUAUUGACAAGUUCGAAGGCCAAAAACCAGUUGAGACCGACACCAAGGUUCCAUCUAAAGUCUAAUCCUCACCGGCUUGAUAUGUCCAACCAACCCCGUUGUUGUUUAUCUUUGUCUUCCAAGUUGUUUACUUCACUCUCGUUCGUCAGAUUGGUAUCUGUGGUUUGAGUCUCAGUCCAAUCCCUAAUACAGUGUUUUAAACAAGAGAAUUCUGAUCAGGACAUGGUUUGAUUCUUGAUAUUAUUGUAUUAAGUUCUCAGCUUUAUCAUAAUCUUGUACCUACAUGUUUGUUA
Camelina sativa (false flax) is the source of this 668-nucleotide messenger RNA. NCBI's taxonomy places the organism in Eukaryota, Viridiplantae, Streptophyta, Magnoliopsida, Brassicales, Brassicaceae. The record is from RefSeq and is a predicted model, not a curated record.